Molecule: messenger RNA, 7452 nt
Organism: Rattus norvegicus (Norway rat)
Lineage: Eukaryota; Metazoa; Chordata; Mammalia; Rodentia; Muridae
Source: RefSeq, a predicted model, not a curated record
CUCUUCGCCCACUCGCUCUACCAAGUCCUGGAGGAUCCGCCUCUCCUGGGACCCGAAGACUGGCUCCUGGCCAGCCAGGAGGCGCUGCGGUAUUACCGGAGGAAGGUGGCCCGCUGGAACAGAUUUUAGAGAGCUCCCUCUCUUUGACUAGCAAAACAAGCUGACCUCGACUUACGAAGACCUUUUCCCUCAAGCCGUACCUCUAUGGACCUUGCCAUACAGAGGAGGCAGCUGACAUAUGACAGCUCUUCCUGCUUGGGACAGUGUUAAAACAGUGUAUCAUUUAACCCUCAGAACUCCGUGUGAAGACGGCACAGGAUAUACAAAGAACAAUUCAACCUCACCUCCUUGGAUCCCCCAGUGCAGUUUCGACCAGAGGCCAGCUGGGUCCAGUUCCACUUGGGGAUCAACAGCCACGGGCUGUACUCCAGGUCCAGCCCUGUCGUCAGCAAGCUCCUCCAUGACAUGAGGCACUUCCCCACCAUCAGCGCUGAUCACAGCCAGGAUGAAAAAGCCUUGCUGGGGGCCUGUGACUGCUCCCAGAUUGUGAAACCCAGUGGGGUCCACCUGAAACUGGUUCUGAGGUUCUCAGACUUCGGGAAAGCCAUGUUCAAACCCAUGAGACAGCAGCGAGAGGAGGAGACACCCGAGGACUUCUUCUACUUCAUAGACUUUCAGAGACACAACGCUGAGAUCGCAGCUUUCCACCUGGACAGGAUUCUGGACUUCCGACGGGUGCCACCCACCGUAGGGAGACUAUUGAAUGUCACCAAGGAAAUCCUGGAGGUCACCAAGAAUGAAAUCCUGCAGAGCGUUUUCUUUGUGUCUCCAGCUAACAACGUGUGCUUCUUCGCCAAGUGUCCGUACAUGUGCAAGACGGAGUAUGCUGUCUGCGGCAACCCACACCUGCUGGAAGGUUCCCUCUCCGCCUUCCUGCCAUCCCUCAACCUGGCCCCCAGACUGUCUGUGCCCAACCCCUGGAUCCGUUCCUACUCACUGUCAGGAAAAGAGGAGUGGGAGCUCAACCCCCUCUACUGUGACACGGUAAAGCAGAUCUACCCAUAUAACAGCAGCAACAGGCUUCUCGGCAUCAUCGACAUGGCCGUCUUUGACUUCCUGAUUGGAAACAUGGACCGACACCAUUAUGAGAUGUUCACCAAGUUUGGGGAUGAUGGGUACCUUAUUCAUCUUGACAAUGCCAGAGGGUUCGGACGGCAUUCCCAGGACGAACUCUCUAUCCUCGCCCCUCUCUCGCAGUGCUGCAUGAUAAAAAGGAAAACACUCUUGCACCUUCAGCUGCUGGCUCAAGCUGAGUACAGGCUCAGCGAUGUGAUGCGGGAGUCACUACUGGAAGAUCAGCUCACCCCUGUCCUCACGGAACCCCACCUCCUGGCCCUGGACCGCAGACUCCAGAUCAUCCUUAAGACAGUGGAGGACUGCAUAGAGGCCCACGGAGAGCGAAGAGUCAUAGCUGAUGGGUCAGCACAACAUUCAGCUCCAGACUCUGGCCAGGCUAAUCUGACAAGCUAACGGCAGCAAGCGUGGGGCCUCAGAACACAACUGGAGCCAGCACUUCACUUCGUGCUGAUUUGUAGGCCCCUGCUGCCCCAUUCCACCCUGGGGUGCUGGAGGCCGAGUCACAAGCUCAGGGAGGAGGCAGGAACACUUUGAAAAAGCACACGGGAUCCACCAAACCUCAUCUUUACCCUUGGGUGGAGGCCACUGCUUUUACAGUGCACUGGCUGGGGCUCUCUCUUGGCUCCAUGAGGGCUGCAGACUAUCUUCUAAGCACACUGUGAAACCUGGACCUGGGCCAGGCUUGGAAGGUUCGGAAGCUCUGUUCCUAGGAGCGGUUUUUACUCUACCAUGUCAAAUAAAGGGACAUCAAGUGGAUAACUGGCUUCCUCCUAGUCCUUACUGUAUGUAUAUGCAGGUACAGUAAACCACAUUUAAAAAGAAAAAUCUCCAGACCUAAAAUCUGUCAAUCUCAGGCUGAUGCAAAAGAAAAAGGCCAUUCUUUUUUAUUGACAUUCUGGUCCCUCACACUAUCUGAAUACAAUAAUCCCUACCAGGUCACACCUCAGAAAUACUAAAGGUAAAUUUGCUCAGUAAAGGGACACUUCAGUCUGAAGAGUGUUAUCAGCUUACGAAUUGGCAACAGAGGAGCUUCGUGCCUCACACAGUUGGUGGAGUGCUUGCCCAUCAGGUUCAACCCCCAGCAUCACAUAAAACCAGGCACAGUGGCAAUACCUGUUAACUACCUGCACUCAGGAGGACCACAAAUUCAAAGACAUCCUUAGCUACACAGUGAGUCCAAGGCUAGCCUGGGCUGCCUGAGGAAGUAACACCAUGUAUGUCAAAACUAAGAGACACAAAAGGGGAACCUGGCAGCAGGUUAGGGCUGCAUGGCUCUAUCGGGUCACUUUUUCUUCUGAUAAAAGGCAGAGGAUCAAAAAAGUAUGGAGGGGAAGAAGAAAAGGCAUCACUAAGAACCAGAAAUGUCACCCAGACCUCUCUGCUCACGUCCAAGGACAGACGGGAUGACCGACAAUGGGUAGUAUUGUCUUGGUCUUCUGAGAUUGGAGUUCAUGUAUACCAGGCUGGCCUUGAAUUCUUGAUCUUCUCGACUCCACCUCCCAAGAGCCUGGAUUAAGGCAUGAGUCACCAUGCUGGUCUCCCGGUGGAUGGUUCUGAUUCAUCCUAGCACCCCACAUUAUGGGCACACAACCCCUGAACCCAGUUUGCAUAAUAACCUUGCUUCUGUUCACCCUAGUCUUGCCAUGUCCCAGACACUUUAUUAACCAUCAAGUCAACACGUAGGUUUGCAACCCUUGUGAGCAGGCCCAACCUUUUACUUCCAAUGUGUGAGGAAGAGAGCUAAGGCUCUCGAGGGAGAAAACCACAUCGUCUUGUGGUUUAGGCUUAUUCCAAAAUGCACAUAGCAUCAAACCCGUUUGUGAAGUCAAAUUUGUUAGUUGGAAAAAAAUUAAGCUGGGUGCUGUGACUCAAACCGGCAAAUCCCAGCCCUUGAGUGACUGAGACAAGAGCGUGAAGUUGAAGGCUGGUCUGGGCUAUGGGAGGAAAAUAAAAUAUGCACAUCAACUCUUUACCAGAGAAAACUCCUUCCAAAGACUUCCCUAUCAGGGAGGCCCUUUGGUGGGGGCACAGCUUCCUACAACAUCAGUUGUUUCUCCUCUUCCCCCCUUAGGGCAGCACUAGGAAGGGGGGAUGGAGGUUGGGGGGGGGGGCGCAUGGUCUGAGGCUUUCAGCCAGUCUCGCUUGGGUGAGUUGCAGUCCCCAUCUCCAAUGUGGCCUCCCUGGAUGCAGACCAGUUUCUCAAGAUUCUGAAACAACAUUUCUGCUAUACUUUUCAAAACCGAAGUAACUGAAUUUGAUCACAAUAUGUGGGGUAACUACAUAGAUUACUUUUCACCAUCGGUUUUUCUAACACCGACGGGGGGAAAAAAAAAAAAAAAAAAAAAGCUUAGACCAGCAUUUUUCAAAAAUACCAGAAAACAAAAACAUUCCAUUCUCAAGAGUGUCAAGCUCUUACAACUUACGCACUCUGAAGCAUUGCUCAACUUCCCAUGGAAAAAAAAUAUUCCGAGUCUAUGUGAAAACUUUCCAUGUUACCACUGGCAAACAAAUAAAAAACCAAAGACUGUGUGAACUGGUAGGGACCAGUCUGAAGGGAUAUGCCACUACAUUCUCAAAAUCCGGGACAGUUCUGAUCUAAGGAUAAGUCAACUCUCAUACAGGCAGCAAUUCUGUCUGUCCUAUUAAGCCCCUGGCCGCUGAACUGUAAAUUGUUACUGCCCCCCAGGGGAAACACAGGGUUAGGCUCCUAGGAUUCUCUGGUCUGAUUUCAUCGGCCCAUUACUACGGAAUCUCACCUUGUGUGGUAAAGACCAUCCCUUUACACUGUUGGUUCUUUAACCCGGCAUCUGCCUACGACACAUUCACAGUACGAUACAGCUUUCUCACACUCAGGAACGUGAGCUGGCCCAUGAACACUGUCCUUAGGGACCUUUUAAAUACUGAGGGACCCUUAGUGACAUAGUCACAGCUGAGAUGAGGCAGACCUCACUCUGCCUUGGGUGGGAAGGAGUGCAGGGGAUAAUCACGGUUUCCCUGUGCAUGCAGCUCAGGCCCCGGGUGCUUCUGGUGUUCUGGUCUCGGGGUCACACAUUGUUCCAAGUAGGAAAACAUGCAAAUACAGAAUCUGCAGACACCAGGGACAGCUGGAGUCAUCUGGGCUUGACAACGCUGAGAAGAAUGUAAAAGUUCUCCAUCUAGUGGCAACUUUUUAAAAAUCACAAAGCUACUUCAACUCAUUCUUACAGGGACACACCUUAAUGUCAUAGUUCUAAAGUUAUGUCAAGAAACAAAUUUUGUGUAUGGACAAAAGAAUGAUUCGUACAGAAAUCCCUCGAACAUAACAAGGGAGAGACUGGUGUUUCCCCUUGACAGACAUGCUGGAGGACAAAUUAAACGGUUAGCUAACCAUGAUUUUGGUCCACCUGGAGGUACACUCCAGGGCUUAGCAAAGUUCACAAAGGGUGCACCUCUGAGGUUGGAGACCAAGUGUCAGCUGGCUCUGCCAUCCUGCUAGUUCAAAAUGUCCACACAAGGUAGGAUGAAUCCCGGGCCACGGUUUAAAGGAAGGACUAGGCCACACUGACGGCUUGGGUGACAUCCAGCUGGUGAGAGGAAGGGAACUGCGAACCUGGACCAGGUAGAGCGGAGGAAGCAGAACUCCGAAUGCUCCAGACUAACUCCUGUCCUGCAUGUGAUGACACAGAGUAACCCUUUAGCUACUCCUUAAACUCCAGGAGAAACGUAACCAACAAGGUUUCCUGUGUGUAAGAUCCCUAAGCAGCUAACAGCCCAUCUGAUAAACCAACCCUCUGCUGACAAAGAAACCAGAAAUCCUAUCAAGUCUGUGAAGCCCCAAGGCACAGACAUGUCUGUGCUGUCAAACUGAAGCUGUGGCUUGGGACAGAAUCUUCCUUCUAGGACUUGUUACUGAGUCUGCCCCACACCCAUGAGCAAGGUUUGGAAAUCCACCCUUUGACAAACUGAACUGGAAUGUAUUAAAAAUAAAUAAAUAAAUACAUUACUUUUUCAAAACUCUAAUCCCAAAAUUCACUUUCAUUCUUUCCCACUGAACUUUUGGGGAAGAACAAAGGAAGAAGAGGAGGAAAGGAAGAAAAACUGAUUCAUUUAAGAAUUUAAAUGAUUUCAUCUUUUUAUUCUGUGACCUACCAUGGAACAGUGUGUAACAAAAGAACAGCGAUUAGAUUAGCACAGAGUGUAUCAGACUAGUGUCCAGGAAACAGCAACUGUCCCUUUGGCCAGCUCCACUUUCUCAGCAGAUCUCCUAAAUUCACCCACCCAUCCAGGGACACCGGUGCCUAGAGUCCACAAGGACACAGUAUGCCAACCAUGACUUCUGACUGAUUUAAAUUGCACAAAGAUAGAGCUUUAAACGUGGUAAUUUUUAAAUUUAGACUUAUCUUGAAAACUCUAAGUAAAACUACAAAAGGGAGUGCAUAGCGAGCUAGCAUUGCGUGGGACACUUAGAAAGCGGGGCGUGUAUCUCCCUCCGUACAGACCAAGGGGAUCCACACACAUGAAAUGCAUUUUACGGCGUGCUACAUCAUUCACUUAAGUACAUUGUUUUGGCAUUUAAACAAAUAUCAAAUUAAGCUUUAAGCUAGUAACAUAAUUUUUAUUUUUUUAAAUAUAAAAAAGAUAGCCAACCACAAAGGAAGUACAGAAACCCUCAUUUAAUAUAGAUUAUGGAAGUUUUAGAUAUGGCAACAAGGCAGCUUUCUACCCCACACUAAAACCUAAAUGAAACUUUUUCCCAAGUUAGUAACAAUCUAACAGCUUUUUAAGCUACCAAGAAAAAAAAAAAAUCUACCGUACCCAACAAUUUAAGUUAACUGGGAAAGGAGGGAGGGGAUUAUUAAUCAGGCCCACUUGCACACCCAUGGAAAACACAGUCACUCCCAAAUAGAACCCGACAUUGUACAUAAGUCACAAGAUAAACAUGCCUAGUUACGAACUGUGAAUUUUGUUUAAAAAAUAACAGUAAUAAAAAUAAACUGUUGGGUUAUCAUUGGAAUAAUGUAACACAUAAGGGUGGAAAAUACUGAAAUACAGUUGAGAACACAAGUUUACUUUAAACACACACACACACAAACAAACAAAAAACAAUAAAGAAAGUUUACCAGAGAAAUUCAAGGUUAGACAGGAAAAGGCAGGACUCUCAGCAGGAUGGCCUAUCAGACCACAGCACAGCCACGCCCUACCCACCUGGUAACAUAAACCCAGACACACAGCUUCCUGUUUCUGGACACCUACACUCCAUCCGCCUUAGCAACACUGCCUCCAUUCCCUUCUCUCUGGAGCCUGUUGUCUAAGUAACUCCAACGUCCGAGAACCCUCAGUGAGGGCGUGAGGGCCGAUCACACAGUUACGCAGUUAACUCCCGAGUGACGCCCCCGCCCUCACUAUCCUGCACCUCUUCAGCAUUUGGCACCAGCAGGGUAAAGUUAUCAGAACCUGUGAGCUCUGACAGGCGUGGUUAGGUCACCACCCAGUACUUGCCAUCUACGGCUUGAUUUCAACUUAAAGGCAGGUAUAGACAGCCAGCCACACCAAAGUAUUUCAGAGUUGGAGAAGAAACACUAGCCACAGACAAACCAAACCAGGCUGAGAGGGGACUGAACUAGUUGAAUGUGUCUGGUAAUUAGCAAAACAUGGGCACUUCCCACACUUAAGCUACUUUAAUUACAGGCAGGAGUCUUUCUACUGUGCUAGGAUUUUUCUAUAUUCAUUCUUCUAUUCCUUAAAGGUUAAAGUCAUUUAUUCUAUAAAGAAAUACAGCAAACAUGGCCACAGUCUAAAUAUGUCACUUGUGUCAUAUGGAAAUGGAAAUCCAUGUCACUUAAAACCCCCGCACUGUUAUUACAUCAUUAUGGUAAUUCAUGGUGCAGGGACCGCCCUCAGCAGAAAGCACGGCACUGGCUGCCCAGGUUGAACACUAGCACUGCACAGAGAAGCGGUGACAGCCGAGUCCAUACAACUCUAUUUAUUUGUGAGUGAGCAUUCAGUAACGCUCCAAUGGAAAAUGGUGCAAUAAAGCAACCUUUAGUAUACAGAGACAAGAAGCUGUGAAGCCAGUGGCCACUUGGCGCUGCAGAGAGGGAGGAGAAAGCAGUCUGCGUGAGUGAAGCAUAGACUGGGGAGGAGAGGCACAGGAGGCGGAUCUCAGACGGACAGUGACACAAAGCUGUUGUACUGCUGGAUGUUUCGCUUGAGGAUAUCUGAGCAUGGGCCAAGGACGCGUUCAAACCGAGGUCGGUCCAACUUAACGCACUUCAAAGGGCCACGCGCAACCACAGUGGCAGCCCGAGGACGAUUCAUCAGCAGGGCAAUUUCACC